UGCUUGGAUACAGUUCCCUCCUCCGAGGCGAAGUCAACGCACAUGCUCAGAUCAUUCCUCAGCCCUCCUGAGAGGCUCCUGUCAUGGCGGCCGCCACGCGUGUACUCAAGAAAGGCAUCGCUCCGUCUUUAGUGGUGAUUUUAGGAGCCACUGGAACAGGCAAAUCCAAACUGGCUAUCGAGAUCGGGAAAAGGUUGAAUGGAGAAAUUAUAAGCGCUGAUUCCAUGCAGGUUUACAAAGGACUGGACAUCAUCACCAAUAAGGUUACAGAGGAGGAGCAAGCCCAGUGUCCCCAUCACAUGAUCAGCUUUGUGGAUCCUUUGGUUAGCGGAUACACAGUGGUGGACUUCAGGAACAAGGCCUUGUCUCUCAUAGAGGACAUGCAUGAUCGGAAAAAGCUGCCCAUCAUUGUUGGAGGCACAAACUACUACAUUGAAUCCAUUUUAUGGAAUGUGCUCAUCGACACUGGGGUAAAUCAGGGGAGUGACACAGAAUCCGAAAAUGUUGGGACUCCUGAAUCAAAGGCGGAGCUUGAGAAACUGGGUGGUCCUGAACUUCAUAGACGUUUGAAGGAGGUGGAUCCUGACAUGGCUGCCAUAUUGCACCCUCAUGACGCACGCAAGAUUGCAAGGAGUCUGCAGGUGUAUAUGGACACUGGAGUUCCACACAGUCGGCUUUUGGAGGAGCAGCGAGGGCAGGAUGGAGGAGAUUGUCUUGGUGGUCCCUUGCGGUUCCAGAACCCUUGCAUCUUCUGGCUGCACUACAAAAUGAAUGCUCUGGAUGAGAGGUUGGACAAGCGUGUGGAUCAGAUGUUAUCGCAUGGGCUGAUUGAUGAGCUCAGAGAUUUUCACGUGCGCUUCAACGAGAAGAUGAUCAAAGAUAGCAGUCAGGACUAUCAGCAUGGCAUAUUCCAGUCUAUUGGCUUUAAAGAGUUUCACGAGUACCUGACCGCUAGUGAGAACCUCAGUCAGGAAGAACUUGAUAAACUGAAAAUUAAAGGGGUCGAGUCUCUCAAGCAGGCGACUCGCCGCUAUGCCCGAAAACAGAACAAAUGGGUCCGCAACCGAUUCCUCAAGAGACCUUCUAGCAAUGUGCCUCCUGUUUACGGUCUGGAUGUGACAGAUGUGACCAAUUGGGAGACUACUGUACUUACUCCUGCUGUAGAGAUCCUGGACUGCCUCCAAAAGGGAGAGCAGCCAUCCACACAGCCAAUCAGAGCUGAGGGGGUGGAGUCUCGCAACAAACGGAGUCACCACAUGUGUGAUCUGUGCGAAAAGGUGAUCAUCGGCGACUUGGAAUGGACGGCACACCAGAAGUCCAAAAACCAUCUUUAUCAAGUCCGCAAGAGGAGAAAAGCCGAGCAAGCCUCAGAUCAGGACGCAAACCCUACCGAACAUAAAAAUGUCAUUGACAGGCAGGUACCUGUACUAUAGCACCCACCUCAAGGCGCUGAUGGGGCUUAUUGGGGUCAAGCUCACAUAUGGACCAAAGAAAUGAAGGGCUCGUAAUGUCUUUUUCAGAUCAAUAUAAGAAUGUGCUUUUAGAUUCGUUGGUUUGCAGUGAUACCUCAACUUUCCCUUUGGAGUAGCAGAACACACUUCAGGGUCUAUGAUGUUUAGACACAUGGAUUGAUGGUUUUUCCCAUCUGCCAAAGACCAGGGGUUACUACUAAUGUCUGGAUUUGGAUACUUCCACUGGACAGAUGUCUUCCCCGCUGCUGUUUUGUCUGAGUGGUGCACUUUUUAACCACAUCUAACCACGACUGGUGCUCUUAAACCACACUGUGGUGAGCUGUUCUAACCUCUUUGGCUGUUCUGACUGAACUCAAAUUUCAUCACUGCUGAUGUUGGAUUACUGGAUCACAUUUUCGCCUGCUGAUCAAGAACGGAGGUUAUUUUUUCAUUAUUAAAUCUGAUGCUUGACUUUUAUUUGGAAGUCUUUAUAUUAUAUUUAUAUAAUCGUCUGAUCGGAUAAGCUUACGUGGACGUCCUUUCCUUAGGAUUCUUAGUGCCUUUGCUUUUUCUACGACUCAUGCCUUUCCAAACCCGUUCAUUCUUUCGUGGAACACAAAACGAGACAUUUUGAGGAAUGUAAACACAGCUCUUAUCCAUACAAUGAAUAAAUGACAUAAUCCGGCACCAGAAAACUUGGAAUAUAGCCUGAGUAGUAUGGGUUACCUUUUUAUGUUUUCUUUUGGAGAUUGUAUGGAAAAGAGCAGCAUGAACAUUAUUCAAAAUAUAUUCUUAAUCCUCAGUUCGCAUUUUAAGACUCCGCUGCAUUUGCCUUUUGGUUUAAGUGUUUUUAUUUCAAGAUUUUUACCGAAUGAUCUUUAACUGCAGUGCAUAAAUUAUGUAAACGUCAUUAAAGUGAUUUUUUUUU
Pimephales promelas (fathead minnow) is the source of this 2379-nucleotide messenger RNA. The record is from RefSeq and is a predicted model, not a curated record. Lineage: Eukaryota; Metazoa; Chordata; Actinopteri; Cypriniformes; Leuciscidae.